AUGACGUCCGAGUCCCCAAGCCCGAAGCCGCCCCGCGGCAACACCCGCCCGAAGUUCGUUGAAGAUGCGGAAGCUAUCCGUGACAUGGAGGCUUUAGCUAUUAGCUACAUCUUGCCCGAGGCGAAAAACGACCCCGAUUUAUACCAACGAGUCAUCGAUAAACUGCACAAAACCGGUGUCGGGCGGUGUGUGACCUGGUCUCAAUACCACUGUUCGCACCAUUUCGGCUCCUGGGCCAUUGUGGCGAGCGAUGAGGAGCGGCCAUCUCUCGAGUUUUUCCUAACUGCUCUUGCCGCUCACCAGGCUCUCUCGCGCACCAGUAACGACAAGUUUACGAAUGAGGUCAGGAGACGUGGGUUGAUUCUCUGGGCACGAAAGAAGCUACAAAAAGCCCUCGCGGCCGUCAAGAAGGAGAAACAUCGCGCCAAUCGAUCUCCUGAAGAGUCUCCGACUGAUGGUUCUUCGGAAAAUGGUUCUGAUGAGGCACACCCGUCAAUUGAGCAAAGCAAGAGACAAGGCAAGCAAGGCGGUAAACGGUCCAGCAAACACUCCGCCACGCCUCCUUCGCUCGAAGGCAGCCCGCAGCCGGCUUCACCAUUUCCUCCCGCCCCAUCUCUGAAGAGGAAGAGGACUGCUUACUUUGAGCCACAUGCUGGUCGAACGCAGAAGGCGGUCAACUCUGACCACGAGCCCCAUCAUGCGCCGGUGCCGACAAGCAAUGCAGCAACGCAGACGGACAACAUUGACGAGAUUGCCAACGGGCGCAUGGAAGACAUUGUUAACAGAGCCGUCGAAAAGGUAGCUGAUGCGAUGAAAAAGUCCUUCGGAGAGGCCUUGACCCAACAGACUGGGACCCUGACCGAGUUCCUCCCUAUGGCAGUGAGGCAAGCAUUCCGCCAAGAUGUUGCCGACGAGGUUGCCCGCCACCAGCCCCGGGCCAUGCGACCAGCGGAACCGGAGAUGGCACUCGCACGACCGGCCUACUCGACUUACCCUCCUUCUCGCGCGCAACCCCAAGUAUACGACAUGGGGGACUACCAGUAUGAGGAUGUUCGGACGGUGGGCGGGCGGGGCAGAGGGUUGACGACCAUUGCGGCGGCGGACCUGGAUCGACUGGUGGGCUUGGAAGCGUACCGCGUCACCAGAGGGCCAGAGCAGCGCCGGCUCUGA
Molecule: messenger RNA, 1170 nt
Organism: Ilyonectria robusta
Lineage: Eukaryota; Fungi; Ascomycota; Sordariomycetes; Hypocreales; Nectriaceae
Exons: 1
Coding region: 1-1170 (389 amino acids)
Source: RefSeq, a predicted model, not a curated record